Messenger RNA from Lecanosticta acicola, 573 nucleotides. Lineage: Eukaryota; Fungi; Ascomycota; Dothideomycetes; Mycosphaerellales; Mycosphaerellaceae. The record is from the annotation of a GenBank genome assembly.
AUGACGCCCACCGAUACCAUCACGGCAGUUGACAAGGAGUGUUCCCUGCUUGGACUUCCAGCAGAGCUUCGAAACCGCAUCUACGAGAUGGUGCUUCAGGAGGAACAACAGAUCCACGUCACUAAGCAGGGCUACAGUCGCAGCCCUUUCUUGUCUGUGUGCCGCCAAAUCCGCAGCGAAGCGCUCAAGAUCUUCUACUACGGUAACAAGUUCAUCUUCCGUGCGCCGGGCUAUGACAGUGAUGUGAUCUACACCUUCGUCUGCAUACUGGAGCAAAUGGAGAUUUCGCGCCGGAAGACCACUUUUUCGAUCCGUCAAUCAUACAAGACUGCAAAUUGGCCGAAAUUGUUGAAGUGGCUACAUCGGAAACAUCUGUGCGAGGCUAUGGUGGGUCUCAAAGUGCCUUCCUCGCUCAAAAAGCGCGGAACAAUGGGCGCCGAGCCAUACGUGAUUGGUGGCAUGUUCAACAUAGUCAAGGAGAUGAAGGAUCAACCAUGGUUGAUGGCUAUGCCGAUCCUGCUGCAACAGCGGGUGGUGCUGGAGCAACUGAACAAGGAUUGGGGAAAAGAUUGA